AUGGAAGGAGGUUGUUGUUUUCUAAUUGAAAAUAAGAAAAUACAUAGUAAAUUGUGGGUGCCUGUUUAAUUAAUGUAAUUUCAAAACUAAUUGUAAUUAAGUGCUGUCUAACCCAUGCAUGAUAAAUAGGUUUUGUCUGUCCUGGAUGUAGUUUGUGUCUUAUUGUUUUGGUCGCCGUCUCGUAUAUUGAUUUAUAGUAAGCUACUGACCUAGCUUUGCGAGAGAAGAUUCAUGAUUUAAAUAAUAAUAAAUGAAACUGCGCUUAAUGUACAUUUAAAUACUGGAGAUACCACGAUAUUAAUUAUUGUAGGUCAUGCACUGUCUAAUUAAUGUGUAGUUUAAACAAUAUUUCAAGAGUCGUAAAUUAUUUAAAGUGAUUAUCGUAAUGGUCUUUAGUUCACAAUGAUGACGCCUAUAGAGGAGAAGAAAGAUGAUAAGAUCCGCACAGGCAUGGUGCAGGUAUCGGACGGCAAGUCCCGUCCGAUGCCGGCGCGACUGGUGCUCACGAUGGAGGCGGUGACGGUGCAGCGUGAGAUCAUUGUCCCUCCGCAACCGCGUGACCCAAGAGUCCCACAUACUAGGGAGCGGAUGGUUCAAAUAACACGUCAAAAGGUUGGUGGGUUAGGACUAAGUAUAAAAGGCGGCGCCGAACACAAGCUGCCUAUCCUUAUUUCCAAGAUAUAUAAGGAUCAGGCGGCGGACCAGACGGGACAACUCUUUGUAGGCGAUGCAGUCAUUAAAGUUAACGGUGAAUACAUAACGGCUUGUAACCAUGACGACGCCGUUAACAUACUACGAAACGCCGGGGAUAUUGUCGUUCUAACUGUCAAGCACUAUCGGGCUGCUACUCCCUUCUUACAGAAACAGGCUGAAAUAGCAUCCGAUACGGACAGUAGUACAGGAGAUGAUCACCCUUCACUCCAUGGAAAAGUUGACGAUAAUUGUAACUCUGAGAAGACCGAAACUAACGGGGGUUGGCAGAGUGCAUGGGGUGACUCUCAAGAUGCGCAAUCAAGGCCUUCCUCAGUUGCCUCCGAUCGUCUCCCAGAGGGAACUAGGGAGUGGGUUGAUGUUGUUUCAGUACCGCUAAUGAUGGGUUACGUGACCCGAUACGUUUUAGGAACAGACAAACUAAGACCUGGAGCUUUUGAAGUAAGAGGUGCGCGUACGCAUGUUACGACAGGCGUCGUGCACGUAGAAGAGCCUGCCGCACUCUCACACUGGCUUAAAAGCAUAUCUGACAAUAUUAUGGGACUUACCAAUUUGCAGAUGAAGCUGUUUAACCGCCAUCUAGCGAGCGGUGAGCGCAUCGAAUACAUGGGAUGGGUUCAAGAAGGUGAAGUUUGUGGGGGACAACCUUGGCAGACUUACCGCCCAAAAUUUCUUAUUCUGAAAGGGACGGAUGUAAUGCUCUUUGAUACGCCACCAACGAAUAUAACGGAACUAGCCAAAUGUCCGGAGACGCUAAAGGUGUACCAGACAAUGUUUCGAACGGUCAAAGAGAGUGAGACAGUGGACUGGAGGCAGCACUGCUUCUUGGUCCAGAGCUCAGCCCCGGGGCCCGCCCCAACUGGUCCUAGAUACUUCAGUACUGAGACGAGGCAGGAAUUGCUACGCGUGGAAGCUGCGUGGACCGCGAACAUUGUCAACUCGGUUAUACGACUUGGGAAAAAGACCUUCACGGUAGUGCAUAUGGGUCGCGCGGCUGGGCUAACCUUAGACUGGUCAAGUGGAUUCUCUUUAAGCGAAGGCACUCCUGGUGCUCCACCUGUUUGGUCGUACAGAUUUUCACAACUAAGAGGCUCUAGUGAUGACGGAAAAUCUAAGUUAAAGUUACAUUUUCAAGACACCGAAACAAAAGUCAUUGAAACUAAGGAACUAGAAUGCCAGAUCCUUCAAAGUCUUCUCUUCUGUAUGCACGCGUUCUUAACGGCGAAGGUGGCUUCUGUGGACCCCGCCUUUCUCGCUUCCAUACAACACUCUAAUUAAAAACUUUCACAAAAAAUAGCCUAGACAUAAAACUGGAGUAAAGUUGAAAAGGAAAACGGAUAGGCCGCCCGUCUUAUCACAGCGUCGCGUGUCUUACAUUAAACGUUGAAGAAAUACGUGUUCGUUCGUACGCCGAACGUACGUUUUAGUGGACAAUGCUCGUACCCUGCGUACAUAGUAUACAAAAUGAUAUUCGAUAGCACUUUUCUUCACUAUUCUAAAUGUCACUUUUUUAUACAAAUAAACCCGUUUGACCGUUAAAAUAUUAAAAUAACUGCAAUCGUGAAAUUGCUAUAAACAAUAAGAAUUUAAUAUGCGCAUUUUAUAUAAGAAAUAAUAUCGAUUCGGAAUAUUGACAUUUGACAAUAAUUUGAUAUCGAUUUGUCAUUUAAAUGUAAUGUCAUUCAUUAUUUGAAUUCGAAAUGAUAAUGACAUAGUUCCAUUAACAAUGUUAUAAACAUAAAAAUAGUGAUUCCUUGUGAAAAAUUUAAAUACGAGUCUCAAAUAGUACAUUUUGAAACAUCGAAAACAAAUAAUAUUAACCAAUUCUAUUACCCUUUGCAAUACAAUGUAAAAAACUAUAUUUAACGAUACUCAAGGGACUUUUUUGACGUUACCAAGAGUUGUUUAAUGUAAAGAAGAAAAAUCUGUAUUGGAAAAAUACAGAAAUGACAUAAAACACAAUUCUAAUUAUAACGCUAUUGCGUAUCGUCUGUUAUUUUCGCCUGAGCCCUUUCGAUACACCAAAAAUUAUGUUGUAUAUUAUUCAUAUCUUGCAAUAUCAUCAUCGUGAUAAAUCACGCUCAAACAAUCCCAAUUUGUAAACAACUCGGACUUAACACUGUAUUGCCAGAUACUUUCCAAUUGACUAUGGAUACUCUACCAUGGCUUUGACAGUAUAUCAGACGCCAGUUUGAAUGGUUAGAAUAAUGCCCUGAUAAAAUAUAACAGGACCCACUUACCAGCCUAUCCAAAAUGUUUCAUUUAAAUAUGAGAAAAUAUAGUUCUGGGCGGUUACCGACUAUAAGCUCGUUUGGAAGCGCACGUAGGCACGUAUAAGAGCGCCUUUUCGCAUACGUGCAACUCGUACGAGCGUUGACGCGCUCGAAUAAGUUCGCAGUUCUGGGUACUAUUAACACUAGAUACUAUUAAAGUGACUUGUUUUCUAUCUUCAUGCAAAUAGCAAUGUUUCUUCAUUAGAACCCAUGUCGAUACUGAUACGACGCCACUACAGGUUCGAGCGAACACGCCGAAAUAUGCCAGAUUACGCGUGUCCAGUUUAUUAAAGCACGUAUUCAGCGCGCGUGUAAUCUCGUAUGGUGAUAUGACCGUAUACGCCCAGAAAAUUACACUAGUCUCUAAUAGCUCUUAACGAUAUUUUUCAUAUUUAAAUUAAAAUAUUUCAGGUGGGUCUUGUAAUAUUUUAUGCGGUUCGUUCAAUGUCAUGUUAAACUCAUGGUAGAUUUCCAGUGGUUCAAAGAGAAAUAAAAAUCUCGAAAUUACUGAGUUACAAGUAUUAAAAGUUGAGUAAUGGUAUUUUUACCUCAAUUUCCUAUAUUUGCUUCGGCGUUUUUUGCUAUCAGUUUUGGCACUAAUUAAACAUAUUUGCCCGUACGAUGGCAACAUUACACGAAAUGUCAUUAAAAUCUCAUUUCUUGUCUUCCUCUUUAAUUCAAACGAAUAUUGUUAAAAAUUCUAAACUUAUAACUUAAGUUAUAAAUCGCGGUUGUUUCUGAUGUUAUUCUAAAAUUGUUGAAUUUGAUAUUUAAUUAUAAAAUUUUAACUUAGAUUAUUUAAAUAACUUAAGAAUACUCAGACCUUAUGACUGAAAUUCUUUGGGAGUCGUGCUCCUUUGCGCUAAGGUAUAAUCUUAAUAAUAUCCCAAAUUAGGCUUAACUUGGCCAGAUCUCGUGUGGUAGUAGGAAGUUUUGCGCGUUCAUUGUCUAUGGCCAACUUUACCGCCGAGAACUAUAGUAUCACUUGAAUAUUCAGGUACCCUGUAUGCGUAUUCUUCAAUAAGUUUGAAACUUGAAUCACAAGCAUGAUUUGACAAUGAAUCAUUUGUAAGAUCAAAAUACGGAUGUAAACUGGAGGAGAACGUAUAACGAUACGGCACCAUUCGAGCGUUUGUGAUUGGUCUAGACCAACACGCGACGUAAUACGUUAUAAUAUUACGUGCAAUUACAGAUUAUUUGGUCAGUCGCUUUACGUUCUCUACUUCAGGUAAUGUGUGAAGGGUAGUAUUAAGCUUUGCAUUUAUAACAGUAUUAUUUUUCUCGCUAUAUCAUCGAAUAUUUUUUCCACUUAGCGUUUAUCAAAUUAGAUAGAAUAUAAUUAUACAAUUUAUUAGUAAAAUAUAUAUGCGUUGAUACGCUCUUUAAUAUUAGAAGCACUAGGCUUUAUGGACAACGAUUCGUUUUAUAGAGGCUAUUUUUACUAGUGAAAUAUUGUGCAACAGUAUUUUUUUUUUAGUCACAGAUAUUUUUGAUCACGAUCUUUAAAAGCAAAAUCUAUGUAUUUAUUUUUUGUACCCGAGAAAGAUGCAUUUAAAUUUAUUGCGUAGCAAACUUUGCGCUGUCGUCAUAUCAUUAAAUUAGGCAAAAUAUAUUUAUCUUAAAUCUUAUUUUAUAGAUUUGUUGAAACUUUUAUAUUGGCUAAACCAUAAAAGUUAAGUUUUUAGAUUAUUGAGAGGCUAUAAAUUGGUAUUAAUAUAAUAACAAUACUAUAUGAUGGUUUCUGCUGAAAAUAAUCUAUAUUCAUUAAUAGCAUAUACUCGUCAAUCAAGAACGUCUUAAACAUUUACAAUUCAACUUUGGUGGUAUCUAGUUCUUAUAGAGUUUUAUUAAAAAAUCAUUUGUAUACACCUAUAAGUAUUACGCCUCUAUAGUAUUGUUAUUUGUUGUAGAUAUAAUAGAUGUACAAAAUAUUUCUUCGAACGAUUUUAGUCAAUUCAGAAUGCUUAAAGGCACUAUUUAUGAGUCAAUUAAUAUUUAUGCAAAUACCCUUCAAAUUCACGUAGAGUAUUUGAACUUCCAUUUUGUGAAUUUUUUGCAUGCUCGAGAUGGUUUUAGUAAGAGUCCUGUUCAAUUUAUUAUGAAAAUGAAUACUUGCCACUAAAUUUUUCAGUCGAAUUGUAAAUACUUUGUAUUUGACGGCCGUAUUUAGUCAAUUUAGAGUAAUUGCUCAAAGACUGAACUAGGCGUGUUUUUUUUUAUUUUUAGACAAAAAUGUACUCUAGGCAAGAGGGGCUGAAUUCUCAAACAUUGUCCUUCCAUCUCGUUUAAUCUUCGUAUUCUCCCGUGUUGUGACCCCGUGUUUGAUGUAUGCAACCCAUGUAAAUACUCAAUAUUUAUUAGUUAUAGAUACGUACGUCCAAAUAUUUCUGACAAUUAUGAAUUUUACCUCAACGCGAACAGAUCCGAGAUUCGGUUCCAAAUAUGUCUACAAUUUCGAGAUUGCGUAAGAAAUUUCUGAGACGCAAUUGAUAUCUGGUGUUUUAAAAAAAUAUUGAAUUUUUUUGAAGUGAAACUUCUUUACGCACGCUUGACUUAGAGUAAAAGCUGGCGAACGCGUGACGUAACCGUUACGAAAAGUGUGAUCGGGGUAGGCGAACGGAAGUUGUGUCUGUAUGUUGAAGUCUGUAUGUAUAUAUAUACAUACAUACAACAUGUCGAUGGAGUGAAAGCAGUUUCACUUCAGUCGUGUGGUCAUAAGCACACUCGUUUUUUUUUUUGAAAUCUUAGAAUUGCAGUUGUAAUUAAUUUUACUAUUCAAGUUUUUUUUUUUUAAUAAAUUUCAUUAUUUUAUUGUUAUAUGCCCAUGAUAAGCUAUGUAUCAGUAGUUCUAUUUGGAACCGAAUUGUUUUUAAUAUAUAGUAAUUACAAAUUGUAAGAUACUCAUUUAUAUCGACAAUAUAUGUGUAGAUUGGUAUUAUCAUUAUAUGGAAGUGACCAAUGUAUGAAUUAUGUAAAAGUUUUAGCUCAAUUUUAUGAUACUCAUUUUCACUAUUAACCGUAUUUAAAAGGAUAAAUUUAUUCAAUUUUAAAAUAAUUAGUUCAUUUUUAUAAGCCGGUAUGUAUUCUCUGAUUUUAUGGCAAAGAUUCUUACGAUAAAUUCAAAAUAUUUUGAUUACGAAUAUCAUUUUGAUAAGUGACUUAGUUUGUGACGUAAGAAAUAAGUGAAGUUUUUUUUUAUUUCUAAUCUGUGGUAAUUCACAUCUCGUAGACCUAAAAUAAAUUCUUAUGAUCAGUAUGAUUUUUUUGUCGGGAAUUAUUUGCAAUUUUAUUUAAGGCCCGUGAAAUAGCUUCAUAAUUGUCACGUGAUAUAUAUUUUUUUUAUUAUUAGUAUUAUUUGCCAUUUCGUACAUUUCAUGGCAGAGUAUGGUUUGUGUGUCGUAAUAAAAUGUAUACUUGUAACCACAAUAAUGUUAGUUAGUGGUUGAUAACUAGUUAUUUAUUACUUGUUGAUUAUGUAAACUGUAUCCAAUAGUAAAAUUGUAAAUUUGAA
This is a messenger RNA of Pieris rapae (cabbage white), 6495 nucleotides long. RefSeq names its product gamma-2-syntrophin (gene Syn2). Lineage: Eukaryota; Metazoa; Arthropoda; Insecta; Lepidoptera; Pieridae. The record is from RefSeq and is a predicted model, not a curated record. The coding region runs from base 403 to 1989 and encodes 528 amino acids. Gene Ontology annotation, cellular component: dystrophin-associated glycoprotein complex; intracellular anatomical structure. Gene Ontology annotation, molecular function: protein binding; structural molecule activity. The transcript is spliced from 13 exons.